Argentina anserina (silverweed cinquefoil) is the source of this 969-nucleotide messenger RNA. RefSeq lists its product as uncharacterized. The transcript is spliced from 4 exons. Bases 9 to 848 code for a protein of 279 amino acids. The record is from RefSeq and is a predicted model, not a curated record. Lineage: Eukaryota; Viridiplantae; Streptophyta; Magnoliopsida; Rosales; Rosaceae. Gene Ontology annotation, molecular function: N-acetyltransferase activity.
AUGUAAAUAUGGCUAAUAUGCUAGCAAGCUAUCCCAACAUAUCAGAGCUCUCCUAUGGAUUUAUUACAGUUUCUAGAUCAGCUAGGAGGAGUAGAUUGAUCAGUGGUGAGGGACAUGUUGGCUACUUAGAGAUUAAGGCCCCAAAUUGUGUAGUGCAUUGCUCCAAUAGUAGUAGUAGUGGUAGCUCAGGAAGUAGUACCUCAUCCACUGAGGAAGUGGGUUUCGUAGGAAGUGGAAAGUUUGGCAUUGAUAGUAAGGGAGAAUUCAAGUACUUGGUGAGUGAAUAUGGAUGGAAGGUCAGGAGUUUGUUUAGAAAUGGAGAUGAGGUAAGCAAGGCAGCUCAAGUUCAAGCUGAAGCAUUUCAUGAACCUGUGUUUCUCUUCAAUGAUCUGUUCUACCAAUUCUUCAAGGCUGAAGUGUUAUCUGGGCUUGCAUAUAAACUUAGGAGCUCACCCCCAAAUAGGUAUGCCUGUUUGGUAGCUGAGCCUACACUCAUCGACACUCCAGAGUCGCAAGAACUUGUAGGCGUUGUGGAUCUCACGGCAUCAAGAGACCAGAAUGUACUAGGGCAUCUCCCACCUGAUGCAGAUGAGUAUCUUUAUGUGUCUGGAAUAGCUGUUUUAAGGAGCUUUAGGAGGAAGAAAGUAGCCACUGCUCUACUUAAAGCUUGUGACAAGCUCUCAGCUGAGUGGGGAUUUCAGUAUCUUGCCCUCCGAGCUUAUGAAGACGAUUUUGGUGCCCGAGAGUUGUAUUCAAAUGCCGGUUACCGGGUUGUCUCUGGUGACCCGCCGUGGAUGAGUACUUGGAUUGGAAGAAAACGCCGUGUUCUUAUGAUCAAACAUAUUUGACUCUAAUAGUGCUUCAAGUUCUCUUGCACAUGUUGAGUUCAUUUUCCUCUUAGGGAGAGUUCUGAUUUUAAGGUUUACCAACUGUCCCAAUUCUUGAUUCCUAGUGGGAUACCUCUCUUAG